CGCAUGCUUCUUUUUAUAAAAAAGCCACCUGAUAUUUUUUUCCAGAUACUUUUUUUUUUUUUUUUAUCAGUUCUCGAAUUUUCUUUUCUUCUAUAUACACACAAUGGCCAAGGAAAGAAAUCAACCAAGCCCGUCGCUUCUUCUAACUGGAAGAAGCUUUUACCUGAAAAUGAAGGCUUCUCACAUUGCUAAAAACAGUAACCACCACCACCACCACUACCAUACCAAAGAAACGAUACCCCAAAGAUGAAUGGUUUGGAGAGUGUCGAUGAAGAUGACUUGAAGAACGUGUAUGCACACAAGGAAACACCCCAAGAACAAAAGUUGAAAAAGAAGAGUUUGGUAGCCAAAAUGAAUGCAGUUACAGGCGAUCAAGCAAGAUUAGGUAAAUACGUUGCCAUCGAUUGUGAAAUGGUGGGUGUUGGACCUGAAGGAACCGACUCAGCAUUGGCUCACUAUCGUACACAUGUCAGUGGUAUCGAGGCAAAACAUUUAGAGUCAGAGGAAGCUUUAUCAUUUAAAGACGCACAGUUCAAGGCAGAGGCAAUCAUUCGUGGACGUAUCUUGGUCGGUCAUGCUGUUUAUAACGAUUUACAAGCGCUCAUGAUCUCUCAUCCAGCAUUGUUAAUUCGCGAUACUUCUCGUUAUAAGCCUUUCCGUAAAUUAGCAAAGGGCAGAACUCCUGGUUUGAAAAUGUUGGUUAAUGAAGUGUUGGGCAUUUCCAUUCAAUCAGGAUCUCAUUCAUCUGUGGAGGAUGCUAGAUUCACAAUGCAACUUUAUAAGAGCGUCAAGCUGGAAUGGGAAAAAUCCUUUGGUGCCAAAAUUUCAGCAAAGGAAGAGCAAAACAGCAGUAAAAAGAAGGUGUCGAUAAAGGAGGUCGCUGAAGAUUCCGAGUCAAAUAGUCAGUCUGAUUCCAACAGUGAUUCUGACAGUGAAGACGAUGCUUCUGACGAUGAAGAGUAAAACUAAAAUAAAAUGAACCGACGCAUAAAAAUAAUUAGAAAAAAGCGUCACUGACCUUUAAAAA
Mucor mucedo is the source of this 1027-nucleotide messenger RNA. Its product is annotated as ribonuclease H-like domain-containing protein. Gene Ontology annotation, cellular component: nucleus. Lineage: Eukaryota; Fungi; Mucoromycota; Mucoromycetes; Mucorales; Mucoraceae. The record is from RefSeq and is a predicted model, not a curated record. The transcript is spliced from 4 exons. The coding region runs from base 247 to 963 and encodes 238 amino acids. Gene Ontology annotation, molecular function: nucleic acid binding; exonuclease activity.